GACCGUUGACAUGAUAUGUGAGAAAUCUUGUAUGGUCUGAAGAAAUUAAGGUUCAUGGUCUCUAUAUGCUGUGUUCAAUUGAUAUAGUGAAAGAAUUCAGAUACAUUCAAGUAUUGAAGGUUUGGGACAUAUUGCAGUUAGAGGAUAUUGAAAAGUUGGUCAAACGUCUUGACAGCAUCUUUGAUGCAUAUACUGAUGAUUUUAUCAGUUGUUGCAAUGAGAAAUAUUUGGAGGGGGAUUUGGAGGUUCCAGGAACAUGGAAACCGUCCUUCAAUGUUGUCCGGUACAAAAGUAAGAGUCACAAUGAAAGUAGAGGCAAUUCAAAUGCCAUAGCUUCUGAUGGAAGAUGUUAUGUUGAGAACUCAAAAGUGAGUGAUAGCCUGUUGCUGAUGAAAUUCUACUCAUUAUCAUCUGGAGUUGUGAGCCACUUGCUAUCUGAUCGUGAUGGCAGAGAACUAGAUCUACCCUUUGAAGUGACGGACCAAGAAUUGGAGAUAAUUUUGUUUCAAAGAAGCACUUUUAUAUUAGGACGUUCAGGUACUGGGAAAACUACAGUGUUAACAAUGAAGUUGUUUAAGAAGGAGCAGCUGUACCAAAUGGUAAAUGAAGGAUACGAAGAAGGCCAUUGCAGCACCUCUGAAGGUGUUUCCCACUGGAACAGUCUUGAGGAUGUUGUGGUGGAGCCUAAGAAAACCUUUUUACGUCAGCUUUUUGUUACAGUCAGCCCUAAACUCUGUUAUGCCGUCAAACAUCAUGUUUUGCAGUUGAAAAGGUUUAUAUCUGAUGGGAAAUACUCUACAGAGAGCAGUUUGCCAGAUGCAUAUGAUUUUGAUGAUGCAACACCAUUCAGGGGCAUACCAGAUUCCUUUGUUGAUAUCUCUCCCGGUUCAUUCCCUCUUGUUAUAACUUUAAAUAAAUUUUUUAUGAUGCUUGAUGGAGAACUGGGUGAUUCGUAUUUUGAAAGAUUUCCUGAUGCAAGGGAGUUGUUGCAUGGGAAUAAUGGAGGUUUGGGAUCUCUUGCCUUGCAGACUUUUAUGAGAACGAGACAAGUUGACUUUGACAAGUUUUGUGUAAUUAUUGGCCCCAUUUGAAUACUCAAAUAACGAAAAAGCUUGAUCCGUCAAGAGUUUUUACUGAAAUAAUAUCACAUAUAAAAGGUGGUUCACAAUCAGCAAAGUCUUGUGAUGGUAAACUCAGCAGGAUGGAUUAUGUUGGACUUUCUGAGGGUCGGAUGUGCACCUUAAACAGUCACAAGAGAGAAUUAAUAUAUGAUAUUUUUUUAGAUUAUGAAAAGUUGAAGUUGGAAAAUUGUGAAUUUGACGUAGCUGAUCUCGUAAUUGAUCUUCAUCGCCGACUUAAAAAUGGAAAAUAUGUGGGUGACAUGAUGGAUUUUGUUUACAUUGAUGAGGUGCAAGAUCUUACCAUGAGCCAGAUUGCUCUUUUCAAGUACAUCUGCCAAAAUGUGGAAGAGGGUUUUGUUUUCUCUGGAGACACGGCUCAAACAAUUGCAAGGGGUAUUGACUUUAGGUUUGAAGACAUAAGAUCUUUGUUCUACAAUGAGUUUAUUUUAGAAUCAAAAAGUGAAGGAAAUGAUGGGAAAAAGGAGAAGGGUCAAAUAUCCCGAAUCUUUCACUUGAGCCAGAAUUUUCGCACCCAUGAUGGUGUUCUAAGGUUGGGCCAAAGUGUAAUUGAUCUUCUUUACCGAUUUUUUCCCUUCUUCAUUGAUGUGUUAAGCCAUGAAACGAGUCUUAUAUAUGGGGAACCUCCAAUUUGGCUUGAUUCUGGGAAAGAUGAAAAUGCUGUUGCAACCAUUUUUGGGAACAUUGAGAAUGGAGAACGGAGCUUCGUUGGAUUUGGAGCAGAGCAGGUCAUAUUAGUUCGGGAUGAUUCUGCAAAGAAUGAAAUUGUCAAGUAUGUAGGCAAGCACGCCCUUAUUUUAACUGUAGUGGAGUGCAAGGGUCUAGAGUUUCAGGAUGUGUUAUUGUACAAUUUUUUCAGUUCAUCCCCCCUGAGAAAUCAAUGGAGAGUGAUCUAUGAAUACAUGAACGAACAAGGGUUGCUUGAUGGUAGUUCUCCCAGGUCCUUUCCAAGUUUCAAUCGUGCAAAACACAAUGUUCUAUGCUCUGAAUUGAAACAGUUAUAUGUUGCUAUAACUCGCACUAGGCAAAGAUUUUGGAUAUGUGAAAACAUGGAGGAGUUUUCAAAACCUAUGUUUGAAUAUUGGAAGAAAAAGUGCCUAAUUGAAGUCAGGGAAUUAGAUGAUUCACUGGCGCAAGCAAUGCAAGUUGCAAGCACUCCAGAGGAGUGGAAGUCACGUGGUUAUAAGCUUUUACGUGAGGGUAACUAUGAGAUGGCAACAAUGUGUUUUGAAAAGGCAGCAGACAAGUAUGGGGAGAAACUGGCAAAGGCAACUGGACUGAAAGCGGCUGCAGAUCGCAUGCAUUUCUCAAAUCCUGAAAUGUUCUCCAUUACAUGCAGGGAGGCUGCUGAAAUUUUUAAUUCCAUUGGCAAGGCAGCUCUUGCUGCAGAAUGCUUUUACAUGUUAAAGGACUAUGAAACAGCAGGAAAAAUAUAUUUGGAAAAAUGCAGUGAAUCUUUCCUUGAAAGAGCAGGAGAAUGCUUUUUACUAUCUAAAAAAUACGAGUCUGCAGCAGAAGUCUAUGCUCGAGCCAGUAACUUCUCUAAAUGUUUAUCUUGUUGUGCCAAAGGAGAACUGUUUGAAAUGGGUUUGCAGUAUAUAAAAGACUGGAAGCAGCACACAAGCACUGAUGAUGAGCUGCUGAAAAGAAGAAAAGAGAUGGAGAAAGUUGAGCAAGAGUUUCUAGAAAAUUGUGCAUCUCAUUUUCAUUUGCUAAAUGAUAACAUAACCAUGAUGAAGUAUGUAAGAGCUUUUCAUUCCAUGGCUUCGGUAAGAACAUUUUUGAAGUCUUUGGGAUGCCUUGAUGACCUUCUAGCAUGGGAAAUAGAAUCUGGGAACUUCCUGGAGGCAGCAGACAUUGCAAAGCAGAGAGUUGAACUUCCUCUUGCAGCUGAUCUACUUGGGAAAUGUGGGCAUUACAAGGACGCAUCGAUGCUUAUUUUGUGGUUUGUCUUUGCCAACUCUCUUUGGUCAGCUCAGAGCACUGGGUGGCCCUUAAAGCCGUUUAAAGAUAAGGAGGAACUUCUAGCAAAAGCUAAAUCAUUUGCGAAGAAUGAGACAAACCAGUUUUAUGAAUUCAUCUGUGCUGAGGCAGACACUCUAUCAAGUGAGAGAAGUAACAUACUCGUGCUAAAGCAACAAUUGGACAGGGCACAAAGUCAUAGAAGCAUCAGAGGCGAAAUACUAUCUGCUCGAAAGAUUCUGGACUCUCAUUUUGUUAUAAACACCUCGAAGUAUGUCUGGGAAGAUGAAAUGAUUUUUGACCUAACAAGACACUCAGAAGACAUACUUAACGAUAAUCAGGUUUCUGUUGAGACACUGGUAUACUUUUGGAACUAUUGGAAGGAUAAAGUGGUGCAAAUUUUUGAAUAUCUCAAAAAUGCUGGAAUCCAAGAUGUUACUGAAUAUAGAAGCUAUGGAGAUUUUUGUUUAAAUUACUUGGGUGUGUGGAGGCAGUUCAACAAUCUUGACACUCUCUAUAUUUUGUUAAAAUCUAAUGUUGAAUGGGUCAGCAAUGACCGAAGAUUUUUGCAGAACAAUGGGAAUCUGUUUUCCAUUGGAAUCAAUUGCUUAGUCUCCACUGCCCGAAAUUACUGGCGCUCAGAAUUAUUUUCUGUUGGUUUGAUAGUGUUAAAAAAUCUUGAGGCACUUUAUAAGGACUCAAUCAAAAAUAACUUCUCUUUUUUCCGACGAAGUUUGUCUCUAACUCACAUCUGUGAAGUUGCGAACUUCCUUCUGAAACCAGAAUUUCUGAGCAGCCGGUACAAUGCUGGAACUCUGCAAGAUUUUAUUAGGAUAUCAACGAAGAACAUCUUGGACUGCAUAUUUCAUCUUAACUGGCAGGAAGCAUUGAAAGACAACCUGAUUCAUCUGAGAGGAACUGAGACAUUAAGGAAAUUGCUUGAGGAGGUUGCAUUUGAAAUCAUCAACUCAAAGAACAAGAUAUAUUAUGGGGAAAUUGGAAGGUUGGCAUUGAUAAUUCUUGGAUCUGGUAAAGUUAAAAGUGAAAUGUGUCUGAAGAUUGCAGAAAGGUUAAGAUGGAAUCAACCAUGGAAUGCUUUCUUCAAAAAUCUCAGAAGAAUUUCGAAUUUUCAUGAGGUUGUUGUAGAUACUUAUAAUGCCAAUUGGAGGAGAAACGACUAUAUCUCACCUGGUUGCUUCCUGUAUCUUCUUGACCGUUAUGUGUUUUUGUUGUCUUGCUUGAAGAAGGUGUACAUAUACACUACGAAGUUUUCCUUGAUUGAGUGGCUUAUUUGUCAGGAAGGGAACACUCAAUCAGCAGAUGGUUUAGUGGAUGAUGAUCUGGAUCAACAAACCUUGGAACAUUUUCUCAUAUACAUAGUAGAAACCAUCUUGAAGCUUCUUUACAACGAGGAGGAUACAGCACUCUGGAUUAAACAUCAUCAUAAAAAUGUGAAUGAGUGCUAUUCUCUUCUGGUGUCAAGAUUGAUUGUUCUAUUAUGUUUGCUUUACCUGAAUUUUCAGAAUUGCUUUCCCUUAAAUUUGCUUGUUGACUUGCUGCAAAAGAAACGAUUGCCGUCGGGUUUCUUUGAUGCUAUUCAUAGAGGACUGAAUUAUAGGAAACCAAAUGAAAAAUUGUUUGCAGAAGCAUUUAAAAAAACUGGAAACCCUCUUGUGAUCUUUUCGGUGGGGGAAUUUUUCCCAAAACGCGUAUGUACAAAUGCCAUUUAUGUGGAAAUGAAGGCUCAGCAAACAACAGAGGACAUUUUAAAAGUCCUUGUUCCCCCAUUCACUUCAGUUUCUAAGAAACUGACAGGACUUGCUGAGGUGAAAGCUACUAAUUUGUGCAGAGUAGUAAUUUCUACAGAUAAUUCAGAGAAGAGCUCCAAUCACCUGUCUUCAAACUCAAGUUCCCUUGUUGGUCAAGGUUCGAGUAACUGUAACAAAAAUGAGGGUAAUUUGCGGAUGAACCAUCUAAAAUUUUGGGAAAUACUUGAUGCUUUAAAGUCACAGGAUAAUGUAAAAGAUAAAAGUAGCUCUGUAGUGGAUGCUUCUGUGGUUAAGGUGGAAUUGGAUCGGUGUAUUAAUGUUUUAAUUGCUGCAACGAAUGGAUCUGCCCAGAAGUCUUCAGAUUCUGUGGACCUCAAACUCAUCGGUCAAAUGAGAUGCAUGAUUGUUGAAACAAAGGAACUUCGUGCUGCACUCCAAUUGGAUAGUGCUUUCAGCGACCUGAAAGGUUCAGAUAAGGUUUCAAGUGUUGAAGAACUUUGCAAGACGCUACAGUCAAGAAGACCUACAAUGGAACCAGUAUUGAAUCAAUUAUACUUACAGCAAAAUAUUACAACUUCGGAUGAAGACUCGGGCUGCCAGUUUUGCCCAGAAAAUGGCAACGGCAAGACUGAGGAAAGCACAGGAAAUGACGACAGCAAGAGUGAGAAAAAUUGCAGCAGGGAGACUGAAGAAAAGGCUUCAAAAGUUAAUGCAGAUUCAGGUAACAACCAGGCAGUGGAGAAAAAAGGACAGGGUGGCGGCGGCAGCAAAUCCAAGAAGAAAAAGAAGGGGAAAGGCAAGCGUAAGUAGAGCAUUUGUAUAUGAAUCAUUCAGGAAUCAGGCUAUAUUGUUGUCUGUAAAGUUGUACUCGUUUGUAGUCAUAGUAACUUCAGAACAUAUACCAUUGCCAAAAAUGUAUUACCGCAUUUGAUUUCUGC
This is a messenger RNA of Carica papaya (papaya), 5808 nucleotides long. The record is from RefSeq and is a predicted model, not a curated record. Lineage: Eukaryota; Viridiplantae; Streptophyta; Magnoliopsida; Brassicales; Caricaceae.